CUGAUUUGUUUAUAAGUACACAAGUGCCUUGGAUCUUUAGCUUUGAAAGAUUAGAUCAAGUGCUCCCCUUUCACUCUCUUGAUCAUCCUUUACUUAAAAAAAUGUAUGGUGAAUUCAUUUCAGGCUGAAAAGCGCGAUUUCUUUAAAUCUUACUUUUGUUUUUCUCCAGAAAAUAAUCGAAAAUCAAAAUCAGAGGCAAGAAAUAUUCCAUAUUCUAGGUGAGGGAGUUAUGAAAGUGCAAAGUAUCAUGUGAUUUACUUCACAAAGUAAUUUACAUGCACCUAACAGUACGUGUAGGAAGUAUAUAUCACAUGCAGUCUCAACAAGAAACCAGAUUGAUCUAUUUACGCUCUUAUCAACUUCAUUAUUUGUGAAAUUUAUACUUAGUAAAACAGAAUUAUUACCUAGAAAUGGAGAACAAGGGGUCAUCCUCCGGACUAAUGAGGGCACAGUCGGAGCAACUAGUGGAGCCGAUAUCAGCUACAAUGAAGUCACCGCGGGUGUCAAGUGACUGGGGGGCCGCUGAAAUGGAGGGCAGCUCAAGAAAGUCUAUGAGCAGAGGAGGAAUUAGUGCAUCACCUGGAGGUGGUGGUAGUAGCAGCAGCAGGCACAUAAGGCAAACAAGGUCUGCUCAAAUGAAAUUUGAUGUCGAUGAAUUAAACAGCGGUGCUACUCUGAGCAGAGCUUCAAGUGCUAGCAUGGGAUUUUCGUUCACUGCCUUCACUGUUCGUCCUAGUGACAUUGCUGAUUCAAGGCCCUUUAGUGACGACGAUGAUGAUGACAUUCCAGAAGAUAUUGAGGUUGGUACGCUAAAGAAGAAGAUUCAAACAGAGACAACCUUGCCAAUUUACCUCAAGUUCAAGGAAGUGACCUACAAGGUAAUCAUUAAAGGAGUGGCAUUCUCAACAGAGAAAAAUAUAUUACAUGGAAUAAGUGGUUCGGUGAAUCCAGGAGAAGUUCUGGCACUUAUGGGACCAUCAGGAAGUGGGAAAACUACACUCUUGAGUGUUCUAGGAGGCAGGGCUGUCGAGACCAACCAAAGGGGUUCAAUUACUUACAAUGAUCAGCCAUAUACAAAAUUUCUAAAGAGCAGAAUAGGAUUUGUGACACAAGAUGAUGUACUGUUUCCUCAUCUUACAGUGAAGGAAACAUUAACAUAUGCAGCUCUACUGCGUUUACCCAAGACACUAACAAAACAGGAGAAGGAGCAACGGGCAACAGAUGUUAUCUCUGAACUUGGAUUGGAGAGGUGUCAGGACAGCAUGAUAGGUGGCUCGUAUGUCAGGGGAAUUUCAGGCGGAGAGAGGAAGCGUGUCUGCAUAGGAAAUGAGAUAAUUAUCAACCCUUCCCUUUUGCUUCUUGAUGAACCCACCUCUGGAUUAGAUUCUACAACUGCUUUGAGAAUCAUUCAACUAUUACAAGAUAUAGCAGAGGCUGGGAAAACAGUGAUUACCACUAUUCACCAACCAUCUAGCAGGCUUUACCACAAGUUUGAUAAAUUGAUCCUUCUUGGCAAAGGGAGCAUGCUUUACUUCGGCAAGGCAUCAGAAGCCAUGAUAUAUUUCUCAUCCAUAGGAUGUUCUCCACUGAUUUCCAUGAAUCCUGCUGAAUUCCUGCUGGAUCUUGCAAACGGAAACUUGACUGAUGUUUCUGUCCCAGGUGAAUUAAAAGACAGAGUGCAACUAGGGAAUUCAGACAGAGAAAGCAAGAACAGGAAACCAUCUCCAGCAAUGGUGCAUGAGUAUCUUGUGGAGGCCUACGAGAUGCGUGUAGCUGAAAAUGAGAAGAAGAAUCUUAUGUUUCCCGUACCCAUUGAUGAAGUAACUAAGUCAAAGGUUUAUUUUGAAAAGCCAAAAUGGGGGGCAAGCUGGAGGAAACAGUUUUGCAUAUUAUUCUGGAGAGGUCUCAAAGAACGACGGCAUGACUACUUUAGCUGGUUAAGACUUAGCCAGAUUGUUACAACUGCAAUUAUUGUGGGGUUGCUUUGGUGGCAAUCUAAUGGCCAUAAUGCAGAAAAACUGCACGAUCAGGCAGGUUUAUUGUUCUUCAUUGCUGUCUUCUGGGGAUAUUUUCCAGUUUUCACAGCAAUAUUCACAUUUCCGCAGGAAAGAGCUAUGCUGAAUAAAGAACGAGCAGCUGACAUGUACAGACUAAGUGCAUAUUUUGUGGCUAGAACUACAAGCGACCUGCCACUUGACCUUCUACUGCCAUUACUUUUCCUAAGCAUAGUCUAUUUCAUGGCAGGCUUGAAACAUAGUGUCAAAGCAUUUUUCCUUACCAUGCUUAUAGUCUUUCUCUGCAUUGUUGCAGCACAGGGGCUAGGAUUAGCGAUUGGUGCUGCACUGAUGGACUUGAAGAAGGCAACUACACUGGCCUCUGUCACAGUAAUGACCUUCAUGUUGGCUGGGGGAUACUUCGUUAAGAAUGUUCCAGUGUUCAUAUCAUGGCUCCGCCAUAUCUCAUUUAAUUAUCACACUUACAAACUCCUACUUAAAGUGCACUAUGAAGAUGUCAUUCAGCAGAUGGAUGGAAUGAAAAUAGACAGUGGAUUAACUAAUAUAUGUGCCUUGGUAGCCAUGGUUUUUGGCUACCGUCUCUUGGCGUACCUAUAUCUGCGAAGGAUGAAGCUCCUAUAAAAAAUGAUUAAUUACCACUCUAAUGGAUAAUGAUCAAUGAUGAGCAGCCCUGCAAAGACAUGAAGCCAGAAGCCAAACCUAGAGCAGUGAUUAUACACAAUGUACUAGUCUUCAUCAAGACUUCCAAUAAAACAGUAGUAUUGCACUAAGAGAUCUGAUUAGACAUAUUGUAACUCAGUGUUCAAAAAUCAUAGUCAAUGUGAGAUUUGUCUUGACAGAAUCAUAGUAGAAUGUGACAGAAUGUGAUUUAAACGUCCAAUUAUUAAGAAAUUGUCUU
Molecule: messenger RNA, 2913 nt
Organism: Daucus carota subsp. sativus
Lineage: Eukaryota; Viridiplantae; Streptophyta; Magnoliopsida; Apiales; Apiaceae
Product: ABC transporter G family member 22
Exons: 10
Coding region: 411-2636 (741 amino acids)
Biological process (GO): transmembrane transport
Cellular component (GO): plasma membrane
Molecular function (GO): ATP hydrolysis activity; ABC-type transporter activity; ATP binding
Source: RefSeq, a predicted model, not a curated record